ACGGACGCCAUCCACCCAGACUGCGCUCUGGUGGUUCAGCACAUGAAGGCCCAAGAAGAGUGCAACCAGAUCCUCCGAGGGGAGGAGAAGAACCGCUCCACCAGGACAGGUUGUCCGACGCUGUGGGAUGAUAUUCGUUGUUGGUCUCGUGCCGAGGUCGGUCAGGUGGUCAGCGUCUUGUGCUCCAACGUCUCCCAGCUGUUUGCUAAUAAUAAAGGUUUCGUCUACAGGAACUGCACUGAGGACGGCUGGACCGAGCUCUACCCGUCCUAUGAGGACGCCUGCGAGUUCACAGAGUACGAAGUGACAGAACCCGAGACGACAUACUUCUCCAACUUCAAACAGUUGUACACAGCCGGCUACGCCACCUCCCUCAUCUCGCUUAUAUCGGCUAUUUUCGUCUUCACUGUUUUCAGGAAGUUUCACUGCACCAGGAACUACAUCCACAUCAACCUGUUCUUCUCCUUCAUCCUGAGAGCGAGCGCUGUCUUCAUCAAAGAUGGCGUCCUUUUUUCUGAUGAAGACCUCGACCAUUGCUUCAUGUCCAGUGCGUCCUGUAAAUCAGCAGUGGUCUUCUUCCAGUUUAGCAUCCUGGCAAACUACUUCUGGCUGCUGGUGGAGGGGAUGUACCUGCAGACGCUGCUCGCUCUCACCUUUGUCUUCCAGAAGAAAUACUUCUGGUGGUACAUACUCAUCGGCUGGGGUCUCCCAACGACAAUCAUAACAGUGUGGAUCCUCACUCGAAACUUCUACGAUAACACGGGGUGCUGGGACGACACAGACGUGGCCUUCGUCUGGUGGAUCAUAAAGGCUCCGAUAACAGCGUCACUUCUGGUGAACUUCAUCAUCUUCAUCAACGUGAUCCGCAUUCUGGUCCAGAAGUUGACGUCUCCUGGUGUCGGCGGCAACGACACGAGUCACUUCAAGCGGCUGGCUAAAUCCACUCUGCUCCUCAUCCCUCUGUUCGGGAUGCACUACAUGGUGUUUGCUUUCCUGCCCGAGAACACGGGCGCAGAGGCUCGGCUCUUUAUAGAGCUUGGUUUGGGAUCCUUUCAGGGAUUUGUUGUGGCCCUGCUCUACUGUUUCCUGAAUGGUGAGGUGCAGGCGGAGCUGAAGAAGAGGAUUUGGAAGUGGCAGACUCAGAGCUACCUGAGCUACAGUAAACGACGGCGUACCCUCUUCACUGAAAGCAGCACGGUCACUCAGAUAUCUGUCCUGGAUAAAUCCAGCCCCAAAGACCUGCCGCCAUCGGAGACGCACGCCCUCACGCGCAACAACGUGUCCAGUGUAUGAGGAAGACUUUAACCACGCUGGGCUUCAUGUCCAGGAUCACACCACAUCCUGAGAAAGUGACUGAACUCAGAGUCUGAUGUUGAAUGUUGGAGGUAGCUCCUCUUGACUCUGUUUGUUGUGAAGGGUUUUCAGAAUCCUGCGUGGGCUGUCAGGUCGACCCUGUGUUUACUUAAACGUCUUUUUAUUCACCAUCA
Molecule: messenger RNA, 1487 nt
Organism: Labrus bergylta (ballan wrasse)
Lineage: Eukaryota; Metazoa; Chordata; Actinopteri; Labriformes; Labridae
Source: RefSeq, a predicted model, not a curated record